Molecule: messenger RNA, 787 nt
Organism: Rhea pennata
Lineage: Eukaryota; Metazoa; Chordata; Aves; Rheiformes; Rheidae
Gene: IMP3
Product: IMP U3 small nucleolar ribonucleoprotein 3
Exons: 1
Coding region: 44-601 (185 amino acids)
Biological process (GO): rRNA processing; ribosomal small subunit biogenesis
Cellular component (GO): small-subunit processome; Mpp10 complex; small ribosomal subunit
Molecular function (GO): snoRNA binding; rRNA binding; structural constituent of ribosome
Source: RefSeq, a predicted model, not a curated record
CUGCUCCUCCUCCGGAAGAGGCGCGGCGCGGCGUGGCGGCAACAUGGUGCGGAAGCUCAAGUACCACGAGCAGAAGCUGCUGAAGCGGCUGGAGCUGGUGAGCUGGGAGGCGGCGGGCGGCAGCCUGGCGGAGGUGCGGGCGCUGCGGCGCUACCGCGUGGCGCGGCGGGAGGACUACGCGCGCUACCGGGCGCUGAGCCGCGCCGUGCGCGCCCUGGCGCGCCGCCUCCGCGACCUGGGGCCGGCGAGCGGCGCCUUCCGCUCCCGCUGCGCCGCCGCCCUCCUCGAGAAGCUCCACGCCAUGGGGCUGCUCAGCUCGCGGCGCUCGCUGGCCCUCUGCGAGCGCCUCUCCGCCGCCGCCUUCUGCCGCCGCCGCCUGCCCUGCCUGCUGCUGAAGCUGCGCAUGGCGCAGAACCUGCGCGACGCCGUCGCCUUCGUGGAGCAGGGCCACGUGCGCGUGGGGCCCGAGGUGGUCACCGACCCCGCGCUCCUCGUCACCCGCGCCAUGGAGGACUUCAUCACCUGGACCGACGCCUCCCGCAUCCGCCGCAAGGUGCUCGACUACAACGAGGAGCGCGAUGACUUCGACCUGGCCGCCUAGAGGCCGCCGCCGCCGCCCGGACGGACGGACGGACAGACAGGCCUCCGCCGCCCUCUCGACCGCAGCCCUGCGCCAGACGCCGCUCACCGCGAUGCUCCCCAUCCCGUCCCGAGCCGCCCUCCGGGCUGCGUAGCGCCGGAGGCUCUGCGCUGCCGCCCAGAAAUAAACCAGGACAAACUCCCUCCA